UUUAGGGAAACAUCCCAUCUCACUCCCUUCUCUGCUUGUGAGAAGCUGUACUGGACAGAACCACCAUCAUGCUGGGCCUGAUCAACAAGAGCAAAUGGAGUGCUCUGCCUCUCAGCAUCUCAGACAUCAGUUCCUGUGUCAGGGGUUACACCCUGGCAAUGACAGCCUCCUUGACCUAUGAAAACAUCGAAGAUCACCCUAUUGAGGGAAUCUUUAUAUACCCUCUGGAUGAGGGCAGCGUGGUUGCUGGGUUCGAAGCGAUGAUUGGCAGUCAGAUAAUAACCGUGCAGGUCAAAGAUAAAACGAAAAUCGAAGACUGUUUCUUUGAUUGCUGCAAUGCCAAUGGAACCCCGCAGAACGGAGGUGGACAUAUCGUUUUGGAUGAGGAUCAGGAGAGGACAGUGCUGGUGGUCAGUCUGGGGGUCAUUCCCCCUCUGGAGACCAUUAAUAUACUGGUCAGCACCUCCUCUGAGCUCCGCACACUCCCUAAAGGGGGAAUUCGGGUGACCUCACCACCCGUCUGCUCUCCGAGAGUCCAGCGUUCUGUCAAAGAGGAGCAGGCAUUUUCGCCAAGCACUGCUAGGAGGAGGGAUCAGCAUCAUUGUUCAGUGGGAGCCCAUGAGCAGAUGGCCUCAGGUGUGUGUUUGGCUGCUAUGUUGGAGGAAGAGACCAUCAACUCCAUUGACUAUGAGUUUAAUUUCCAUCUUGAGAUCAGAGGACCGUAUUUACUGGCAGGUGUGGAAAGCCCCUCACAUGCCAUCCGUGCAGACGCUGACCCCUCAGCUCGCUCUGCCACCAGCAUUGUGGUCACUCUGGCAGACAAGUACACCUACGACUGCCCUGUGGAGAUACUGAUCUACCCUAGUGAGCCCCAUCUGCCACACGUUCUCAUCGAAGAUGGAGACAUGACGCCGGAGGAAUACGAUGAGCAUCUGAAAGGACGGAGCGACUAUAUAAAGGCCACGAAGAAGGACAUCACUAAUGAAAAGACAGUGGACAUCAUUCGGAAGAGGCUCCAUAAAGACAUCCUCCACAACCCCGUGGUCAUGCUGAACUUCUGCCCAAACCUCAGUUCAACGACCUCUGACCUGCGGAGCAUCCAGGGGGAAUUCAUCUUUCUCAUUGACCGCAGUGGAAGCAUGAGUGGGGUCAACAUCAAUCGAGUUAAGGAUGCAAUGGUCGUGAUUCUGAAAAGUCUUUUCCCAGCAUGCUUAUUCAACAUAGUGGGCUUCGGAUCUAAGUUCAAAACGCUGUUUGUCACCAGCCAGAGCUACAAUGAGGAGAGCUUGGCGUUGGCUUGUGAGCAUGUGAAGAAGAUCCGCGCUGACAUGGGCGGCACAAACAUACUGGCUCCUCUCAACUGGAUCCUACGGCAGCCCAUGCAGAGAGGUCAUCCUCGCCUGCUCUUCCUCCUGACCGACGGAGCCGUCAGUAACACGGGGAAAGUUAUUGAGUUGCUCCGCAGCCACGCUAGGUUCACCAGGUGUUACACAUUCGGUAUAGGCCAGGGUGCGUGCAGGAGGCUGGUUUUAGGACUGGCCGCCGUUUCCAGAGGCACAGCUGAGUUCCUGGCAGAAGGAGAACGACUGCAGCCCAAGAUGAUUAAGUCGCUUAAGAAGUCCAUGACCUCAGUGCUGACUGACAUCUCCAUUGAGUGGCUGUAUCCAGAGACAAAGGAGAUCCUGCUCUCUCCAGUCGGGGUGAGCUGUCUGUUCCCUGGUGACCGGCUGAUUGGAUACAGCGUGGUCUGUGAUACCUCCCGAUAUCACUCCAACCCCAAAUCACCACAGUUGGCCAGCCUGUGUGCCACGACCUCAAGAGGACGUCCCAUAAGUGCUCACAAACCUCCAGUGCAACAACCAGAGGGUCUCCAGGGGGAGUCUAAGAUUGAUCAGACCCAUCCCGGCCCAGUAGUGGAAGACGGUUCCAGCUCCAUUAUUCAAGACUUUGAACACAUGGCGGACAAAGAGUGUGAGAUUGAGCAUGGUUCUGGGAGAAGGCACCAGCUUUACGCCAUCCACACGAGCAAAGCCUGCAACGUCUUGAGCAAAUACACCGCAUUUGUACCUAUCGAUCUGGACAGCAAUGAAUAUUUACCCACCUUCAUUGAGUACAGCCAUCCUGGAGAGGAUCAUAAACGAAGUUCGCACUGCAGUUCUCGUUCCGGCAGCAGGAAGAACCGAGGUUACUCUGUAGGUCUGGGGCGUUCGCAGUCAGGAGGUUUGCCUGGGCAAGAAGAUGCAGCACUAUGCUACAACGUAGACAAUGCAUCUCAAUCCUCCUGCAAAUCACCCUCAUCCUCCAGCUGGGAACGAUGUAGCUCUUCUGAAGCCUCUCAAAGGAAUGCGUCGGUGACCUCCGACCCCUCGCAGAGAUCAGUCGAGAGCCUUUUCUCCGCCAGCAAGCUGAGCCUGAGCAGGACGCGUCUCCUGACGAAAGCCGCCAGGGGCUUCAUGAGCCGGCCGCAGAGCAAAAUCAGCAACUCCGUGGGAGAGAGCGAAAAUGACAACAAGGACUACAUCCCUCUGGUGUUAUUGCAGCUGUCCUGUGGGGCGUUCAUGUUGGACAGUGCCUUGUGUGAUGCCAUCAACGUGCCCAUGGACAAGCUGAAGUGGACGUCGCCCUUCACCAGCCACAGAAUCAGCCUUACCCAUGUGUCCCACUCUGGCUCCCAGCGCUCUGAGAGUCUGGAGGUCCACUAUGGCUCAUCGCCUCCUCCAAAAGACUCGGACUUGAACUCCGAAUGUGAGGAACUGGUGUCCCGCAUGUCUUCAUCCUCAUACCAGGCCCGAAGCCCUCGGAUGGAGGGCGAGCCCUCGCUGUUGAGCGGCUUCUCGUCGAUGUCGACCGAAGCCCCGCCGUCGCCUAUCAACUAUUUGCACGACAGUGGACGGGGGUCUGAGUCAGAAAUCGCCGAGACGCCCUGGCUGGGUUCACCUGGGAUCCUACAAAGGGCCAUGCAAGACCCUGAGGGGAUGGUGUGGGCGACUGCUGUUGCUCUGGCCUGGCUGGAACACAAUUCGGCCAGUUAUUUCAUCGAGUGGGAGCUGAUCGCAGCCAAGGCCAGCAUGUGGCUAGAUGAACAGAUCAUCCCAGAGGGCCGAGACCUGGCGGCGGUCAAAGCCGCGGCCAAUCAACUCUUCAUCAUCCUCAGACACUGGGACGAGAACCUGCAGCUCAACAUGCUCUGCUACAACCCCAACAGCAUGUGAGUCCUGAUAGUAGGUAGGGACUAAACUUCAAACUAUGCGAAACAAGGGUUUUACUCUCCUUGAGUUGUUUUAAUGUUUAUUCUGUGGGUUUCGUUUUAGUUUUAUGAAUAGAAAUCGUACCAGUAUUUCAUCCGCCUGAAGGACAGAAA
This is a messenger RNA of Sinocyclocheilus grahami, 3361 nucleotides long. It is a transcript of the gene vwa5b1, whose product is annotated as von Willebrand factor A domain containing 5B1. The coding region runs from base 69 to 3212 and encodes 1047 amino acids. NCBI's taxonomy places the organism in Eukaryota, Metazoa, Chordata, Actinopteri, Cypriniformes, Cyprinidae. The transcript is spliced from 19 exons. The record is from RefSeq and is a predicted model, not a curated record.